GAAGGCAGCCAUGAGUAGUGGAUUUGUCAGAAUGGAACUACUCCCUGAGACUUGUCUUCAGUUGAGUGAGAGCUGGUGUAGUGGAAGGUGUGGUGCAAGUGCCUCGUUUCAGGAGUUUUGAUUUUCAAUCUCUUGGUGUUGUUGCUGUUCAAAAGAAGAUAUUUAUAUCAGGAGUGCUAGAUCAAACUUACGUUACUGGAUUGUGCUUAACGGCCCAAAGCAGCAGCCAAGAUGAGGGGAGCUACGAAAAUCGUCUUGUUGAGUCUGCUAAUAUCAAAGAUAAUGGCUCAGCAGGUUGACGAGGCGUUCACACCUAACAUCCAGGCAUCUUGCAAUGCUGGGUACAUGCAAAUCAAUGUCUAUGUCAAUAAUUUGGAUUACAGAGGUGCUGUUCACGCCCGAGACUUCAGGAAGAGCCAGUGCAUGGCGGUUGGCGACGGGUCCGGCCAUGUCACCCUCAGUCUACCGCUCAUCACGGAGAAGAACGACCCUAAUUACUGUGGUGUCAGGACGAAUACGACAAGUAACGAGAAGUAUGUGCCAGUAGCUGUUCGAAUCCACGAGACGCUCGAGUUAGCGGACGAUAAAUUCUACGUGAUCAAGUGUGGUCUGCAAGGCUUCUUCAACAGCAGGAAUGAGUCAAGCUUUGUGAAUCUGAAGCUCCUUGACAUGGACCACAAAAAGACGAAGGAAGCCAUAUUCGACAGGAAGUAUAUAUUGCAAGCUGAUAUUUCACGUCCAGAUACGGAUCACAAAAUGAGAGUCAAGAACUGCUUCAGUUUUGGAGAACCCAAUGACACCGUGCCACUCACUGACGACAGAGGGUGCCCCCAGGGAAACCUCAUCACACAGUUUGUAUACAACGACACUGCAGGAACUGCCGAAGCUGUUUUGAACAACAUGUUCAAGUUUCCGAGCACAAACCGUGUUCAUUUCCAGUGCGAUGUGCUCAUCUGCAAAGGCCCCUGCGAUACUGAGAGAUGCGAAGGAAGGCCCGAAAGACUGACGGUCGCCCAAGGACGCUCUCUCCCUGACGCAGAGGCUAAUAGCUUGGAUAAAUCCGGCAGAGUACAGGCCACCACUACAGUCUUUGUAGUGGAACCGACGUCAGCUGGUCUCGCUAACUGCGAAUGGUAUCCUCCAUGGCUCUGGAUAUUAUGUAUCGUUUUGGCUGUUCUGUUCAUCAUCAUGAUGAUUAUCAAUAUCUUCUUGUGUUCAGCCAUGACUUGUUCUUGCACCAAGACAGAAGUCAUCGAGAAGGAACCGUCGAUCAUCGAGGAGUACGACCCCUACAGGUCAUGGCACGGUUCACAGUAUGGGUCAAGGUAUUCCCUCAACGGCAAAGGCUACACCUCUGGAGCAUCGACAAUGAACUCCGCCCGGUCUGUCUCCUCCCACAGCGACCACUACGCCAUCGUGCACUCCCGCCCAAACUCUCGCUACUCCGGACACCACUCCCUCAAGCACGACAAACACCAUCACCACCAUUCCAGAGGACCUCCCUCCACCACUGGAAGCCACUACUCGGCUAAAUACUGAAAAUGAAGUGAAUGUAGUACCAACAUUUUCCAUUUUUUAUCCCUUCAUUAGAUCAUCCUAAUUGGUUUUCUUAAAAUUUGGGAACCCCAGAUAUCGAAUGUUUGCACAACAAAGGGACCUCCUCUCUUCGUUGAAUGAAAAUUCUUCUCAUUACAUCGGACACCCCGGUCAGUUAACAGGAUUUCUCUCCCCCUAAGUUUUAGAGAUGGAUUUGGGAGGAGAGCUUAAUCCUCUUGGGAAGAGAGGCAAAUAUUUACUUAGAUUAGAAACGACGUACGUAAAUUUGUAUCUUUCUCCUAAAUAAGAAAAACUACGAAGAAAAGAAUGUAAAUAUUAUUUUGACGAAAAUUUAUUUGAUAAAUAAUAAGUAUAGUAUGUUUAUUUUCUUUAUCGUCUUAACAAAAUUGAAGGGUUUCUAAUGAAAAUUAUUUUUGACGGAACAACAUACAAAAAAAUAUAUUAGAACUGCAUCCAGGUGCCAGAACAUAAUAGUCCGAGGAAAGUGUCAGACCGAGAGCAAACGCAGCAAUGUUUUCGGGCUAUUUUCAUGUCAUCUUAAUUGAACCUUCUGACACUAAUUGUAUUUGACUGAAACGGGGUUUCGGUUCUAUGAUUUGCCAUUGACAUCUCUCACUCUCUCUCUCUGUUGAUUUCUCAACCCUUUAUUUCGAGGACUUGGUGUUUCCACCACGGACCACAAACUCUAAUGCUAUAACUGACUGGCAAAAGAUUAUUAUUUGGUAUUAUGCAUCAAAAUAGGUGGUAUAUUUAAAUGAAUUUGAUAAUGCAUUUUUCUUCUUUAAUUACUAAUUCAUCAUAGUUAGGACGAUGCUUCAGCACACUCACAAACACACACACACACACACUUUCUUUAAUAGCAGAAAUCAUGGGCAUACAUGAAAAACCCUGAAAAUACAUGAAAAAAACUUGAUAUAUUUAAGUAAGCCACUUCUGACCAUACUACCGAUUUACAAGUUGUUAAAGCCUUGCUCUUCCAAGCCUCAACUCGUUUAGCAACCAGAAUCAGCAGGAAAGUGGCGUAUUUACCUCCCACUUGCAGUUUCCCCAUAUACGCAAGCGCUUUCUGUCACAUGAGGGGCCUGACAGGCUUUGCUUAUAGGAUUACUAUCCUUCACCUCACCGAGUUUUUUGCUGAACUAGUAAUGCGCGGCCUUCUCAUUUCAGUCAUUCUAAAUAUCAGUAAAUAGAACGAACGCCUUUCCUAAUUUCUCGGAAUAAUUUACUAAGCAUAAUCUUUUUUCAAUUUUGGGUUUGAAAAAUAACGAUGCGGAAUAUCAGUUAAAUGCAUCCAAAAUUAUACCUUCUAAGUGAUAAAGCAUAAAAUAAACUCGUAAGAAACGUCAAUUCUUGUGAAUUCACCCGCUUUGCCAAUCGAUGAUAAGAGACAUCGAAACAUAGAAAUGACGAGGCCAAGAGUUUGUGGUCAGUGGUGGCAAGAGGUAGCGUUCUGGCACCUAUCUCUAGUCUAGUCUAGAGUUCACUAGCCAGAAGAGCUCGACUAGACUCCAAGCUUUCUGUGCUCUUUAAAUUUGGAAUCUGGAUCACGCGACGUAUAGUACGUUGGGAUGUGGGUGCUAGGGAAUGAGGUCAUUAAUGUCAUACAGCCUAUUAUGAUACUAAUAACAGUUAUGCAUAAUGACAGUCAUAGGGAUGCUAGUAAAGUAACAUUGUUAAUUGUAAUAAUACUAUUGCCUCUCCAUGUAUGUAUUAACAUUGUUAUUGCAGUCCUAAAAUAGAGGCUUUAUUGUUUACUAAUGUAUAAGGUUUUUGGAGCCGCUAGAUGAAUGGACCUAUUGCCCUAGCCAACAAGACUGAGGGAUUCAUCAUUUUGUUUUGGAAACCUACAGUCAACAGUGGCUACCAUUUUUAUUUUUUGUAUGACACUCAUAGGGAACACUUAGGGUGUCAGGGCACGACGAUGAAACCUUAAAAAGACUCGUUGGUAAGGGCUAUAGUUCUUCAUUGACUUGGUGUAGUUUUUUCAUGAAGCUAUAAUGUGAGUGAAACUUGAUCAUUUGAUGUAGUGCAUAGAAAAUGUCCACCAGUGCCUGACUGGAAGGAAGGAAGGAAGGAAGGAAGGAAGGAAUGCAUGUGUUCAAAUAUCGGAAAACGAAAUUUCGUUGUAAAGGUGAAUCUUCUUGCCCCGUGUUUUCUUGGAAAAACUAACAGCUUGACAGGGAAAUAUAUUAUGCCUCGCGCGCUCUGAUUCCCUAAGUUAUGGUGCCUAUUUAUUAGCGUAAGGGACAAGUAGCUUGCGUUUCUCUAACUCAUUUUAAAGCUUUUACGAAAAUUUGUAUAUUUCCCGUAGUUGUUUUAAUCUUUACGGUAAUCAUUUCUGAUUAACGAAGUUGCAUGACUUGUUAAUUUGUGUAGACCGGAUUCAAAAGACAACGUUCGUCUCAAACUCUGAUUUUUGAGAAGAAACAGAGUUCUAGUUUUGUUUGACUUUUGUUCCAUCUUUGAAACUGGCAAAAGAAGAGCAAAUAUUAAGUAGUUUGAUUUUGUGAGAAUAAAGAGUUGUCUGGAUUAGGGAGCUUUAGCUUUUGAUGAGGGUUCCUUUUCAAAAACUCUCCUGAAGAAAUGGUACAAUUCUUUUGAUUUAAAGCUGAAAAUACUUUUUUACAAGUUUUUGGACUAAAAUGGAAAGUUAGAAAAGAAAAUAGGGAUAUAUGCAGCUUCCAGAAAAAAAUUAAUGUGAGAUAAAGACAGCAAAUGCGAUGGUUUUAUCUAUCUAAUAUGCUCAUGGAAAUAUAUUGAUAUUCAAAUGUCACUUGGUUAUAGCAUCAUGCUGCAAGGCACUUGUAUGACAGCGAUACAACAGUUAAAGACGAACGCCACGAAACAGUCAAUUUAUGCAAUAAUGGAGUGCAGCUAAACCCUGAAGAUGAUUUUUCUCUUGCACUCUGAUUUUGGACAAUGUAAAGGAAAAAAUAUGACUUCAGUGACAGAAAAUAAAAGUUAACUUUUUAACAAGAAGAGAGAUGAGACUGACAUUUUUCGAAUUCAAAACUGUAUAUUACAAAUUUAUAAUGUAAAUAUCUUUAUAGCUAAAAAUACUGAAUCGCUACUAUAUUAUUUAUUUGAUAACGAAAAUAACGUUCUAUUUUUUCAACGACUGCUCAUGAUAUCGCUACCCAGUGUUCGUCUAAGGAGAGACGUGGUGAUAUUGAUAACCUAGGGUAUUUUUAAGUUUAUAAAAAUUAAAGAAAUAAAUAAAUAAAGAAUCAAAGAAGAAAUCGAUCGCAUUCCUUUUCAUGAGAAAUCUCAUUCCAUACGGAUAAAACCAUUGCUUCUGCCGUCUUUGUGUUCUCAGUAUAGUGUGUGCUACUGCUGUCUCCAAAACAACAUUAAAGUGAAAGUUAGACUUGUUAAUAACGUAGUCAUAAGGCUAAUAUCAUUAACUCACCGCCAUACUCAUCAUAUUUUCACAAGCCAUCGAUUUUAUUAUAUUGUUUGCUAACUUUUUAAUUGAUAAUGAGAAUUUUCAUUUUCACCUUACACUAAAAUAUGAGGGUUGAUCAUCUCCCCCGUUUUUUUUCCCCUGAACAAUUCCAUUCUGUAUCUCUCUGAGCAAAACAAAUUUUAGUCUGUCAUUGUGCGUCGGAAUCAUGGACCUUGAACGUAAAUAAUAUAUUGUAAAUGCAUUGUUUUCUAGUGUAUAAAGUGACAAAAUGAUUUAAAUCGUGAUACUAAAAUGAAAAUAUGUCCCCUUUUGAGUUUACACUGUUACUGGUAACUCCAGCAAUACGAUUACGCUACGGAAUAUAAGGAAUCCGUACGCUCCACUCCCUGCAAUUACAAAGAACGCUUUCAUUUUAGAAUUUAAUUCCUAGCCGAUGGAAUCGGUAUUCCCAAAGUACUGAGUAAUGCCCACCGCGGGGAAUAACAUAGUCAUCCCUAAUCCCAUCAAAGGGAGUUGGCAUCUCCAGUUCAGUUCCCAUCACACGUAAUCUGUGUCAGUGAGUAAAUUCUCCUGAAAUGAUUUCGAUUUCAGUUUUCCCAUCCAAAUGUCUAUGACAGGGAAUUUGUAGAGUAUUUCCAUUGUAUAAAAACAUCAAAGCGAAAUGUUCAUUUGCUCAACUCUGUGAAUUUCACCAAGUGCAAGAACAGAUUAAUUUUUGAUCUGGCGACUCGUAAUUCCAGAGUCGUGAAUAUAAUUUUCUUUUCUGUCUUCCUCGCCGGUGAUUGCUCGUUGCACCUCUGUUUUUUACAUCUAAUAAUUUACUCAGUGUAGCAAUUUAAGAAAUUUUACAUUCAAGGUAAAUUACCAGCAAAAUUUACGUGAUCACGACAUACAGUAUUUUAUUUGAGAAAUUAUGUACAUGCAUUAGUCUAAAUAUGUGCUAAUAAGUUACCUGGGGAAGUAACAGUUUACCUGCAUAAAUUAUCAUUGUAUGAUAAGUUUUUCGAUGGGAAACCAUUUGUCUACAUUACAUACCAAAGCUUACGAUAAAUUUUAUUCUUGGAAACUAUGAUUUAUCAUGAUUCCGACACAGGAAUGACCAUGAAGUCAAAUUUUGAGGUUUUAUUUCUUACUAUCCAAUUUUGUAUGGAAUUGUAUUAUGCCAUUCGCCUUAUAUUUUCUUAUUGAAUUGUUACUGAUUGUUGAAUGUGAUUUACUGUUAAAAUUUAUAAGGAAUACAUUUUUAUUCACAACUGAUACAGAGAACAUAAUUUGAAUAAUGCGGAACUAUAGAUGUGUGUCCUCAUACAAAUGACUUGAAAGUUUGACAACGCUUUUGAGCUCUUUCUUGCUGCCGCCUAACAGCUCAGUUUAGUCUUUUCUUUAUUCAAGAAUGCAACAAACGCUACAAGUAACAAAUGCUGUGUAUAAAGUUUGUACAAAGACUUAUACGUUUUUAAUAAAUAAAAAAGGUCAA
Messenger RNA from Macrobrachium nipponense, 6440 nucleotides. RefSeq lists its product as uncharacterized. The transcript has 10 exons. The coding region runs from base 232 to 1539 and encodes 435 amino acids. Lineage: Eukaryota; Metazoa; Arthropoda; Malacostraca; Decapoda; Palaemonidae. The record is from RefSeq and is a predicted model, not a curated record.